Messenger RNA from Sapajus apella (tufted capuchin), 5610 nucleotides. It is a transcript of the gene MOCS2, whose product is annotated as molybdenum cofactor synthesis 2. Gene Ontology annotation, cellular component: cytosol. Gene Ontology annotation, biological process: Mo-molybdopterin cofactor biosynthetic process. Bases 256 to 822 code for a protein of 188 amino acids. The record is from RefSeq and is a predicted model, not a curated record. The transcript has 7 exons. Gene Ontology annotation, molecular function: molybdopterin synthase activity. NCBI's taxonomy places the organism in Eukaryota, Metazoa, Chordata, Mammalia, Primates, Cebidae.
GUGCCGAACGCCCUCAGGCUGCGCCUGCGCUUCUGCGGUUGCGGUUAGGUCCAGAGGUCCCUAGCGGGAUGGUGCCUCGGUGCCAGGUUGAAGUAUUGUAUUUUGCAAAAAGUGCUGAAAUAACAGGAGUUCGUUCAGAGACCAUUUCUGUGCCACGAGAAAUAAAAGCGUUGCAGCUGUGGAAGGAGAUAGAAACUCGACAUCCUGGAUUGGCUGAUGUUAGAAAUCAGGUAAUAUUUGCCGUUCGUCAAGAAUAUGUCGAGCUUGGAGAUCAGCUCCUCCUGCUUCAACCAGGAGACGAAAUUGCUGUCAUCCCCCCGAUUAGCGGAGGGUAGUGCUUUUGAGCCAUGUAGAGGAGAUAUGGAUGAAGUUGAAGAGAAAUCUAAAGACAUUAUAAACUUUACUGCCGAGAAACUUUCAGUAGAUGAAGUCUCACAGUUGGUGAUUUCUCCGCUCUGUGGUGCAAUAUCCCUAUUUGUAGGGACUACAAGAAAUAACUUUGAAGGGAAAAAAGUCAUUAGCUUAGAAUAUGAAGCAUAUCUACCCAUGGCGGAUAAUGAAGUCAGAAAGAUUUGUAGUGACAUUAGGCAGAAAUGGCCAGUGAAACACAUAGCAGUGUUCCAUAGACUUGGCCUGGUUCCAGUGUCAGAAGCAAGCGUAAUCAUUGCUGUAUCCUCAGCCCACAGAGCUGCAUCCCUUGAAGCUGUGACCUAUGCCAUUGAUACUUUAAAAGCCAAGGUGCCCAUAUGGAAAAAGGAAAUAUAUGAAGAGUCAUCAUCUUGGAAAAGAAACAAAGAGUGCUUUUGGGCAUCCAACAAUUAAUCACUUAACGUUUUUAGAGCAUGCAAUCUUAACUUUGUUUAUUAUCAUUGAUCACAUUUUGAUUUUUUUUUUCUCUCCACAUUAGGAUAGUUUACUGAAGUACAAUCUCUUAUAUUAUACCAGUAGGACAAAAGGGAGAAAAAGGAAGCAAGAUAAAUGGGUAUGUAGGAUGAAUGGUUAUUUAAAAUGGAACUAAAGAUAGAAGGAGGACUGCAGGAAAGAAAUUGAAUAAUUUAAAUGUGAGGAAAGAUGUCUGUGGUAGACAUGCCCUUCCAUGACUAAUUUCUAAUUGUAUCUCAACUCACAUUGAGGUAUGGGUCCUCCUCAGUGACUUUAACUGGCUCGGAAAAAUACUCCCCCACUGACCCCACUUUACCAGCCCCGUUCCGGUUCAGGGAUAGCAUUGUUAUCAAGGAUGCAUGACAGGAAUGUUGGCAGAACUGGAAAGUAUUAAAAAAUCAUUAUCAGACAGUCUUGAUAUUGUAUAUUUUCAGAAAUAUAUUAAAAAUAAUAAACUGAAACCCAUGAUUUCAAAAGUUUAAAAGCAAUAUCUUUUUUUUAAAAAGAAUUACCUAAAAUAGUUCUUAUUAUGGAGAUUUCUGGGAUUUCAGAAUCUAUAAUCUUAGCAGAAAACUUUUGUUCUUUUUUAUUAGUUGUUAAUUUAACAGGUCAGCACAAAAUUGUUAACAGGUCAGCACAAAAUUGUCAUAAAGCUAACUAGAAACAAGGUGGUUUGUGUUAAAAUGUUUAAGUAAACAAUGCCCCAAUUUUUAGUUGGUUAAACUUUACAGUAUGUUGAUAGACUUGUGUAUAUAAGUCCCAUAUAGUUUAAAAAUUUUUUUUCCAGCUUUAUUGAGGCAUACUUGACAAACAAAAAUUGUAUAUAUUUGAGGGAUACAAAGUGAUGUUUUGAUAUACAUACACAUUGUGAGGCAGUUACCACAGCGAAUUAACAUAUUCCUCACCUCACAUAGUCCCUUCUUUUGUGUGGUGAGAAUAUUUAAGAUCUACUCUCAGUAAAUCUCAAGUAAACACAUAGUUCAUAAAAUAACAAAAUACUGGCAUAAUUUGGGCAGUUGGCAUCAUCACAAAAUUUGCAUAUGCAUAUUAAGAGCAGAAGCUAUACUUUCAGUCACUUGGAUUGAAGGAUUUUUUUUCUUAUGUCUGGGACAAAUAAGAAACCUAGUAAUCUUAUUUGUUAUAUCUAGUGAAAACAUCUUUUACCUAAGGAAUUUAUUUAUUCAACAAAUAUUUAUUGAACACCUGUUUUGUGUCAGGCACUCACCCAGUGAUCUUUGUCUACCAACCUAAAAUACCUUGGGAAACACUCUGUAUUUUAUCUGUGGCUGGGACCCACAGGACAGCCACACUGACGUUAGGAAUCACCUGGUUACAUCAGUUGAUGCUUAUUCCUUAGUCCAUCUGGAGAGAUUGGGCCAGAAGGAUACUGGAAGGGCAGAUGAACCCUCCGCCUACUUCCUCUGCGGGUUUAGGGAAGGUAAGGCCUAUUGGCCUCAGCCUUACCUUCGCAGUUCAGUGUCACUCUGUGCCUGUCAUCGAGCUUCAGCCAGUCCCCAUUGGAGAGCAGGGGUGGGUGCUGGCUGUUGCAUUAUAUCUGAAAGCACAUUUUCAUGGGGCUACUGGGUCACUGUAGAUAUUUCUAGGAUUUUGUACAUAGGUUGUUAAAUGGAUGUUUAUUAUGUCAUAUGCAAUGUUGUUAGGUAUAUGUGGAUUUCAAGAUUUUCCUACUUAAAUGUUUCGUUAGAAGAUCUUUAUUGAGGGUAAUGAUGUUUUUAAAGAACAGAACAUUCUUUAUGUUUUAAAAGAAUCAUGCCUUCAUCAAGUAGGCUUUAUUCUAAGUUUGGAACUGAAACUGUUAUGCUUAUAAAGUCACUAAUACAGAGGUUUAGGAGUUAAUCCCAGCUGGAACUGGGAUGGAAUGGCCUUGAGAGAUUUUGUGCCUUGCACUUGACUUAUAUAGGAUCUUUACUGACCCUUGCUUACUUAAGAGUGGCAGUUAAUUGGUGGUUGAGACACAGUAGUAAGGGGCUAGUAUCACUAUGAUAUGUAGCCUUCCUAUCUCUGUAACUUGGCUUCAAGUAGCUAAGAGUAAUCUAAAAAAAAUUAGCCUUUAAUCAUAUUGCCUGCAGUGUUUCAAGGUCACUUUGAAGCCAUGACUUUGCAUGAUUGCUAAGUAAGUUCACUCAAGAAAUAGGAAAUUCAAAUGAUUUAUGUUUCUAGUAUUUUUGUACAAGUGGUAAAAUGAAGUUGAUUUUUUCAUCUUUGAAUGAAAGAAACAGCAUAUGUUCCAACGAGUGACUUAUUUCGUGGAUAUUUUUGUCCUUUGGAUAUGAUGUAUAUUUUUGUCUAUCCAAAGAACAAAAAUAUACUGUAAAGUCACAGUAUAUUUUCAGCCUUUUUCGAGAAAUUGUGAUUUAGGCAUCUUACACAGUUACUGAGCACCUGGUACAGUCAGGGCCUCUCUUAAGAAUGAUAAGUGGAUCAUCCAGCAGAGGGCGGUAGAGCCAGGGCCAUAGUAAAAGUUAUAGUCAAGUUUCUUUAAGCAACUUAAGUCUUAGAUUUAAUUUUGUGUAGAAUCAAAAGUUCAGUUUAGUAGCCAUUGUCUUUAAAGUCAGGCUGUAGUGGUUCCUAAAUUAAAAUUAGGCCCUGAUUUUGUGUAAGAUGAUGUCCAAUCUUUGACACCUUAAAAAAUAUUAAAAGAUUAUGAUAGGAUGAGGAAGGGGAUGUUAAAAAUGCAAUUUGUAGUUUUUAACAGGUGAUGUAGGAUAAAUAAAAAGAACUACUGUAAGUAUACAAUUAUUUUCCAAUUAAGUCUAUGGGACAAAAUGAUUGUUUUAAUACAGGUCUUUAACAGCAUUUCCUAACCUGCUCUGUGAAAAACAAAGAAAAAAACCUUAGUGCUCUUUUUCUCUAAUAUUUUAUUUUGUUUUUUAAGAGAUGGGAGGGGGCCUUGAACUCGUGGGUUCAAAUGAUCCUCCCUGCCUCAGCCUCCCAAGUAGCUGCAAUUCCCACACUCAGUUCUCCAAGAUUGUAUUUUAAUGUGAGCCAAAUAGCAGACGCACUACCUGAUGGUUGUGCUGCAGUGAGCUGCCCUCCAGAGAUGGCUCAGCACAGCUGCCAUGGGCAGGGAGGCACUGAGAGAGCACCGCAGACAUGAAUGGAGAUGCUUGUGCAUCGCUAUUUAUGGCAGCACGUACACACUUUCCACCCCAUCUUUGCAUUACUCUGCCAUCUGUACAACGAUGGCAGUCUGUGAGCCCAACACAUACCUAUUUUAUAACUCCAGCAUAUUUAUUUCAUCAUAUUUACUCUUUAAAAAUAUUUAAACCCUCAUGCUUACUACAAUUUUUUUUUUAAAACAACUAUGCAGAUGACUCUGCUCUUGUAUGUUGCAGCAGUUUGGCUGAUUUUUUUCCCUCUCUAUUCCAAGGACACGUUUUAUUUCAAGAGGUAAGUUGUGCUUUAGAGCUUUAGAGCAGUGCUUCUCAAACUUCAGUGCAGUAUGAAUCACCUGGGGAUGUGGCAGAACUUCCAAUUUGACUUUAGUAGUUUUAGAGUGGCCCCUGAGACCUGUGCUUUUAACAGGUUCCAGGCGAUGCAGCACCAUCUAUCCAUGGGCCGCAUUUUGAGGAACAAUGCUUCACACUAUCUCAAAACUUUGAAGGUAGUUUAAGGGUUCUGCAGAACAUCCUUGCGGUCACUGCUAGAAGCACAGAUUGGACACCUAUGGCAAAUUAUAGCCUCAGUCUUCUUAAAUUGAGUCCUGGAUGGGAGCAAAGUGACUGUAUAAGAUGGAAAUGGUAAAAUAUAUAACUUGUAAAAGCCCAAAGAAAAUAGCUUUAUUUUCAAAACAAUUGUAAUGAUAUCCAAUAAUGUGGUAUGAAAAGAGUGGUUUACAAUUAAUGAAACUUUUCUGUUUGUUAUACUUUGAUAUGAGAAAAUUUAUGUUGACUACAAUUUAAUUUUUCUCAGAAACCAAAUGAGUUCUGCAGCUUUUUGUACACACAUGCAUUUAUUUUUGUAAUUUUUGUGGAAAGCAAAAAGGCAAAACACAUUUAAUCCAAAACAUCAAAUACCACAUUUGAACAAAGAGUUAUCUAUUAUGUAUGAAGGAAAAUAUCCAAGACAAUUUCUUUAAAAUAUAUACAAUUCUAACACAGUUAUGCAAUAUAUACAUUCAUAUUUUGACUCAGUCUGCCAAAAUAAACAGGUACAUAUGUAACUAUAUUUACACAGUGGUUACAGUUUCAGUCUUUAGAGUUCAAAGACAUAGUUAAUAUUUUCACACUUUACCCCCAUGUUUCUUAUUCACCUCUAGAGGUUUAAAUUAACUUUUCAAAUUGAUUAAAAUGAGUAUGCCUGAAUGUACACCAAAGGGCAUAGUCCUACAAAGUUGUUUAUAGAAUUGUUUUACUUGUACAAAUUAAAAUAUUAAAGAUGGAUCAGGGAUCUCAGUUUAAGGAAUUCUGCCUUCUGUUUGAUGAUGUCUUAAUUUUUGAGAUUUUCAUACAUUGGGUUAUAGCUGUAUAUCAGGUUAGGUAAAUACAUUAUAAAAUGAUACGCUUUAUAAUAAUUUUUAGCAUAAUCACUUGUGUGGCAAUAAUACAUUGGCUUUAUUUUACUCUUCACAGUUUUAAUAGAUAACUAUUUUACAAAAAUAACAUUGCUAGCUAGAAAAAUUUCUGUCCAGAUAGGAGUUCUUAUUUUGCUCUGAAAUGAGUGAUGCACAAUUGUAAAUCUCUGUAGUUUCUUCAUAAGCUAUUUUAC